Messenger RNA from Nerophis lumbriciformis (worm pipefish), 3868 nucleotides. RefSeq names its product CD9 antigen-like. The record is from RefSeq and is a predicted model, not a curated record. Gene Ontology annotation, cellular component: plasma membrane. NCBI's taxonomy places the organism in Eukaryota, Metazoa, Chordata, Actinopteri, Syngnathiformes, Syngnathidae.
UUGCAGUCUCGUUUCGCGGUAUUAAAGAGGCUGCUGUCACGGCGACGAGACUCCAAGACACAACUCAGACUUAGGGAAGAAGACGUCAUGGACGGCUGUGGCCUCACGUGCAAAUACAUCCUCUUCAUCUUCAACUUCAUCUUCGCGCUCCUGGGCUUCGCCUUCUUGGGUCUGGGCCUGUGGUUGAGAUUUAGUCCCAACACCAGAACCAUCUUUGAAAUAAGCGCUUUCAACUCCAGCUAUUUUGUCUUUGGUGUGACCGUGCUGAUAGCGCUGGGUACGGUGCUGCUGGUCGUGGUGGUGUUCGGAGAUUAUGGCGCCUGCGGCGAGAAAAGAUGUGCUCUUCAAGUGUUCUCAGUGCUCCUCUUCCUGCUGGCGGUGGCUCUCACGGUGGGCGGACUGCUGCUUUACAACAACAAUGACACGGUUGGGAAGGGGUUUGUUGAGUUCUACGGAAGCAUGUACACGUUGUACGCAACAACUGGAGACGCGGGCUUGGGGGUCACCAUCAUGUUCAUUCAGAAGAUGCUUUAUUGCUGCGGCCUGACCGGGAUCCCCGUGUUGGAGUCAAUGGUCCAGACCUGCCCCAAACCAAAUGGCUUCUUGGCGCGCAUUGCCAUGCCCACGUGUCCGGGGGUCAUCUCCGAUGCCUUCCACCAGAACCUCACCUUCCUGAUGGUCUUCCUCCUCUUGACUGGAGCUUUUUUGAUCACCGCGCUGGGGUGCACGCUGGUCCUCAUCAAGAAGCUCCGCAGGGACCAGAUGGACAACGGCACCCGAUACCAGGUGGUGUACUAGCAGGGUUCUACAGCCGUCCCGGUUCGAACCACCCUGUGAAAAUGUUCCUCGUACAGACUGGCUAACGUUAGCAUGACUUUCACAUUUUACAGUCAUUGACUGUGACGGUUACAAGAGUUCACUUGGCAUUUUAGAGGAUUUGGUAUUUUCCGGGGUAUAAGCCACACCCACUAAAGGGAGUUAUUUACACACACAAAAAAUCUGUAAAUGUUUAUUUAAAUACAUUGUUUCCAAACGGGCAGUAAAACGGCCGAUCAAACAAAACAGAAGCCAUCGGCAUGGACCCACUAGCUGCGCAAGCUCGCUCUCCAAUCAGCUAAACAGGCAAUUCCGCGGUGACAUUUUGGUGAAUUUAUGUAACAAUACAAAAAGAAUGUAAUUGUAAGGUAAUACUAACACAGACACUCGUAGACAUGUUAGCUAAUGCUAACGACGCUAGCUUGAUUACAUUACGACAGCACGUACAAAUAUGCGUGAAAACACUUCUACAGACAUCACACAUAAUUGUUUUAGUUAUAUUGUAAAACUUACAUGAAGAAUCCUUAUGAGUAAAAACGCUAUGGACGGAUAGAAGACCGAAUGGCACUUCUACUUCCGGCUCGAAGCUUUAAACAGGAGGAAUCACUUGUUGGCAUUCGCCCAGCUGUAUUAGCUAAUAAUGCUAUCUUAAUUACUUUAACAGCACGUACAAAUAUGCGUGAAAACACUCCUACAGACAUCACACACACGGGACACUUUAGUAAAUAAGAAUUGUUGUAGUUAUAUUGUAAAACUAACAAACGUUGCUUGGAGUGACGAAUGAAGAAUCCAUUCGAGUAGAAACGCCAUAGAUGGCUGGAAGACAGAAUGGCACUUCUACUUGCAGUUGAUAGCGCUAAAUGCCAGAACACCGCGGCGCCUGGAGUGAGCGGACUCGUCCAAAAGGUGGCGCCAAAACACAAACCAUAACACACCUUUUUAAACCAUUCGCAUAACGGCCGUCAGCGUGGAACAAUCCGUAAGUUAGCCGCACCGUUUUAUAAGCUGCAGGGUUCAAAGCGUAGGGAAAAAAAGUUGAGGCUUAUAGUCCGGAAUUUACAUGAUAUGCUAACUUUACAAUUGUGACAGUAUUUUACUGUGAAAUCCCCGAAACAAAUACAGGCAGAAAAUACUGUAAUGUGGUACUUUUUUUUUUUUAAGUCUUUUAUUUUGAAGAAGUCAUCGCCGCUUUGUGCAAGAAUCACUUCUUGAUAUUUUUGUUUCAUUAGGUCAAACUUUUACCAUUUGUUGUCAUUUAUGUUGUCACUAAUGAUGUCACGAAUGAUGUCACGAAUGAUGUCACUAAUGAUGUCACUAAUGAUGUCACUAACUGUGUGAAUGCUCCAAACAUUCACACAUGCUUUUAUACACAAACAUUCAUGCAGUUCUUCUUCUUCUUCUCCACAUUUUUCAACCUAUUCAAACCGUUCCAACUUCAUCAUAUUCCACUCAUCCUGGAAAUUCAAACAAUCAUUUUUCCAAGUUCCAAAAAAUUCCAGGAAUUCCCAGGAUUCCCGUUUUUUUUCAAACCCUUUUUUUUUUCUGUCGACAACUCCUUCCACAUUUUCCAACCCACUUCAACCGUUCCACAGUCCAAACAUUCCUCUUAAUCAGGACAAAACACUAAGUUGUUUUUCAGACUGGAAAAUUUCCCGGUUUUCCCGAAAUUCCAGGAAUUCCGUAAUACCAUUUCUCAAUUAAAAUUGUUACUACUUCAACAUUUUUCGACCGAUUUGAAAAAUGUCAACUCAUUCAGGACAUUCAAGUCUUAACAUUUUCUAAAAAAUUCCCACUUUUCCCGAAAUUCCAGGAAUUCCCAGGAUUCCCGUUUUUUUUCAAACCCUUUUUUUUUUCUGUCGACAACUCCUUCCACAUUUUCCAACCCACUUCAACCGUUCCACAGUCCAAACAUUCCUCUUAAUCAGGACAAAACACUAAGUUGUUUUUCAGACUGGAAAAUUUCCCGAAAUUCCAGGAAUUCCGUAAUACUAUUUCUCAAUUAAAAUUGUUACUAUUUCAACAUUUCUCGACCGAUUUGAAGAAUGUCAACUCAUUCAGAACAUUAAAGUCUUUUAACAUUUUCUAAAAAAUUCCCGCUUUUUCCGAAAUUCCCAUUGAAAAGAAUGGAAAACAUUUUCAAAGUUCCACAAUUCCCACAUUUUUCAUCUGAUUCAAACUGUUCCAACUCCAAAAUAUUCAGCCUGUUCAAAAUUGUGUGCUCUACUUCAACAAUUAAAAAAAAAAAAAAAUUCCCGGAUUUCCAAGAAUUCCCAGUUUUCAGGGACAUUUUUCCCCAUUCAAAAUGAAUUGUCCAUUUUUCAACCUUUCAUAAUUCCCACAUUUUUCAACACAUUCAACUCAUCCUGGAAAUUCAAACGAUAAUUUUUCCAAGUUCCAAAAAAUUCCAGGAAUCCCCAGGAUUACCGUUUUUUUCAAACCCUUUUUUGACCCUUUUUUUUUCCUGUCGACAACUCCUUCCACAUUUUCCAACCCACUUCAACCGUUCCACAGUCCAAACAUUCCUCUUAAUCAGGACAAAACACUAAGUUGUUUUUCAGACUGGAAAAUUUCCCGGUUUUCCCGAAAUUCCAGGAAUUCCGUAAUACCAUUUCUCAAAUAAAAUUGUUACUACUUCAACAUUUCUCGACCGAUUUGAAAAAUGUCAACUCAUUCAGAACAUUCAAGUCUUUUAACAUUUUCUAAAAAAUUCCCGCUUUUCCCGAAAUUCCCAUUGAAAUGAAUGGAAAACAUUUUCAAAGUUCCACAAUUCCCACUUUUUGAAUCUGAUUCAAACUGUUCCAACUCCAAAAUAAUCAGCCUGUUCACAAUUGAGUGCUCUACUUCAACAAUUAAAAAAAAUUCCCGGAUUUCCAAGAAUUCCCAGUUUCCAGGGACAUUUUUCCCCAUUCAAAAUUGUCAAUUUUUCAACCUUCCAUAAUUCCCACAUUUUUCAACCGAUACAAACCAUUCCACCUUCAACUCAUCCUGGAAAUUCAAACGAUCAUUUUUCCAAGUUCCAAAAAAUUCCAGGAAUUCCCAGGAUUCCCGUUUU